Messenger RNA from Laetiporus sulphureus 93-53, 1657 nucleotides. RefSeq names its product TIP49-domain-containing protein. The record is from RefSeq and is a predicted model, not a curated record. Gene Ontology annotation, biological process: chromatin remodeling; box C/D snoRNP assembly; regulation of transcription by RNA polymerase II. NCBI's taxonomy places the organism in Eukaryota, Fungi, Basidiomycota, Agaricomycetes, Polyporales, Laetiporaceae. Gene Ontology annotation, cellular component: Swr1 complex; R2TP complex; Ino80 complex. Gene Ontology annotation, molecular function: DNA helicase activity; ATP hydrolysis activity; ATP binding. Bases 78 to 1499 code for a protein of 473 amino acids. The transcript has 9 exons.
CUGAACGCCUGCACCCGUCUCCUUAGCUCCUCUCGCAGUACUUCAAGCUCGACCGCACCUCACCAUGUCCACACCCGAUGAAAGCCUCCACGCCUUCGGCGCACGUCGCUCACAAUGCCCUCCCGCCUCCUUCUACCGCCUCCGCAUCGCGGUCGUCGCGUAUAGCGCCACACUCGCACAUCAAAGGCCUUGGCCUCACUCCCGAGGGCUUUGCGAAUGCAGAUGCUGCAGGGUUCAUCGGACAGACGAAUGCGCGCGAGGCCUGCGGAGUGGUCGUCGAGCUCGUCAAGUCGCGCAAGUUCUCUGGACGCGCUCUUCUGCUCGUCGGUGCGCCGGGUACAGGAAAAACGGCACUCGCCCUUGCUAUCUCGCACGAACUCGGUGCGAAGGUCUCAUUCUGUCCUAUGGUUGGCUCGGAAGUGUACAGCACGGAAGUCAAAAAGACGGAGGUUCUCUCAGAAGCAUUCCGUCGCGCUAUAGGCUUGCGGAUAAAGGAAACAAAAGAGGUAUAUGAGGGUGAAGUGACGGAGCUCUCGCCGGCGGAGUCCGAGAACCCUCUGAGUGGGUAUGGAAAGACCGUCUUUCAUGUCAUCGUUGGGCUCAAGACAGUCAAGGGCACGAAGCAGCUGCGGCUGGACCCGAGCAUAUACGAGGCUUUCCUCAAGGAGAAGAUCGUAGUCGGUGAUGUGAUCUACGUCGAAAAAGAUUCAGGUGCUGUGAAGCGGGUUGGACGCUCAGACGCAUAUGCGUCAUCUUAUGAUUUGGAGUCGGAGACGUAUGUUCCUCUGCCAAAGGGCGAGGUACGCAAGCGCAAGGAGCUCGUGCAGGACGUGACGCUCGGUGAUCUCGAUGCGGCAAAUGCGCGACCGCAGGGUGGCCAGGACAUCAUGAGCGUGAUGGGCAGUCUCAUGAAGAGCGGCCGAACAGAGGUGACGGAAAAGCUGCGCCGAGAGGUGAACAAGGUCGUCAAGAACUAUGUCGACCAAGGCGUCGCCGAGGUCGUCCCGGGUGUGGUGUUCAUCGAUGAAGUGCACAUGCUUGAUAUUGAGUGCUUUACGUACCUCAACGCUCUGCUAGAGUCUCUCAUGGCGCCAACAGUGAUUCUCGCUACUAACCGAGGCAACUCGCUCGUCCGGGGAACGAUCGAUCUUGUGGCACCACAUGGGAUCCCAGUCGAUCUUCUUGAUCGAUGCCUCAUCGUUAAAACGGACGGAUACACCCACGAAGAGGUUGCGAAGGUCGUCCAACUCCGCGCUGGUGUCGAAGGUCUGCAACUCGGCCGCGGCGUCCUCGACAAACUUGCACAGCGCGGCGAGACGAGCUCACUCCGGUACGCACUGCAGCUCCUCACACCUGCCUCGAUUCUCGCAGGUUUGGCUGGCCGCAAGCAGAUCGAGCUGGAGGACGUCAACGAGAUGGGUGAGCUCUUCAUGGAUGCGAAGACAAGCGCGGCGGUAAUUGGCACGGAGGGCGGGUUCAAUGCGGAUAAGACGCUGUAAUGCUUGCACGUGUGCGAGCGGAUGGUGGUAGGGCGUGAAUGCGAAGGAGCUUGAGCAAAAUAUCGACGGGCCUGGCAUGGUCCGUCUGCUUCAUACAUAGCAGUACUGAUCCCCGAUGUAUUAGAUCCUCGAGGCGUGCAACAUGACCCGCACGCUCA